Molecule: messenger RNA, 1543 nt
Organism: Pyricularia oryzae 70-15
Lineage: Eukaryota; Fungi; Ascomycota; Sordariomycetes; Magnaporthales; Pyriculariaceae
Exons: 3
Coding region: 760-1236 (158 amino acids)
Source: RefSeq, a predicted model, not a curated record
CUGGGUCGGCUUAGGUAUGCUUGGUGCUAACCCGUCGGCUUGAUGAUGCAGUUGCGAUGGAAUGCUUGCAAAAGCUUGGACCCACAGACCCAACGGCCAAUGAUGGUUGAGGGAAUCUUCGCCUGAAAUUUGAGGCAUCCAAGAAAGGCGAAGAACUGAAGGCACGUGCGUUCCUGCUAGACAGGCAUUCAAGGCAUUCAAAGCAUACCCAGACUUGGACGCGCUGCUAAAACGACCGACCUACCUCACUAUUCAAUCGACAAAACUUCAGAUCAAAACACCAUCAGUUCAAUCUGAGGACUUUGCAAUGGACUUCGUAUUUUUAUAUUAGUAACUCCUCUUGAUGGUUCGGAAUCCCUUGUGAUGGUAAAGUCGACGACUAAAUAGUUAAGGUGGCUUAUUAAUCAUACUGCCUUGCCUCUUGCUUGACCGGAUAAUGUUUCAACUUUCAAUUACCAUUCCAACAUCGAUCGUUGAUCUACAGCUGUCCAACUGCCUUGAUUACCUUCGUUGAAAUCAGCGGCACUUACACCAUCUCAAACUUCACUUGACUUUGAGAUUACAGCCUGUCCUAUUUGGCUACCACACAAAGACCCAAAGACCAAAGGACAAAUAACUUUUGCUCGCACAGCUGUAUCACCGCUGGAAGCAAAGGUUUCUGACCAACUAUUUACUUAAGCCCGUUAGACGGAGUCGACGGCAAGGGAUCUAUUUGCCUAACGAUUUGCCGAUCUUUUACUCCCAAACAUCGUCUCGGCCAUGCUCAGGGCGUUCGACCCACACGCCGAGGAUAAACUCCAUCUUCGGCUGCAUCGGGCGCGGUCCGUUGUCCUUACCUCCGAAGAGCUAGUCGAGAUCCGUGCAGCUCAGAGGACAUACGAGGGGGCCUACAUGCGGACCGCCCUAUCGCAGUUCAGCUUCGCUCUCAUCAUCCUCAAGAUCUUCACGUCUGAGUUCUAUCCCAUCGGGGCCCUCUUUGCCGUUUACGGUUUCUGCGUCUUGUUGGUCGCCGUGUAUCGCCGCCAUGAGGGCAAUCGCCAAUUCUUCAACGAGGAAGUCUCAGACAGUGACACAUCCCCUGCACGCCAUGGCGUUGGGGGGCGAGGUGACCAUGAAAUGCAACCAUUGACCAAGAGAAAGUUUCGUACCAGUGGAAACAGUGUUGCUCUACUCGCCGCCCUGAGUCUUGGGGCAUACAUUACUUUGCUCUGGUUAAUUUGGAAUAUGGAGGCUUGAGGUUCGGAAGAUAACAAGAAGGCCGUCUACUCUAUCAUGAGCAUCUUUGAGAGGCUAAAUUCCGUUAUAAAACUUGCCUAACAUUUGUUGUUCGGUACAUGAUGUCAUUUCAUAUAUCGUUGUCGUCGAAGUCUGUCUGUUCUCGGGGCCCAAUGAUCACCACAUCAUUGAGAUGGAUUUUUGGGCACGAAAACCAAAUACAUCAUACAUGAAAGAAUAUAAUGCAGCCCUGCUACCCGACGUACCCGAUUAAGCCGCAGAUCCUUCGAGAUUUAUCCUUGUCUCUCAAUCGCUCUCCUGAACCGGA